Messenger RNA from Entrophospora sp. SA101, 219 nucleotides. The record is from the annotation of a GenBank genome assembly. Lineage: Eukaryota; Fungi; Glomeromycota; Glomeromycetes; Entrophosporales; Entrophosporaceae.
AUGUAUAAUCCAACUCAUCGAUCUGACGAAUCUCAAAGAUUUACUAUAGAUAAUAAUCUUUGUAGUCCAGGUCAUGUGCUUCCUGUAGCCAUUAAGUUUAGUUUGGACAUUGGACAAAAUAUUAUCGCCGAAAUUGGGCAUUAUCAACAAUCACCAAUCGUUAUCAAGGAGUUCAAAAACUUUCAAUUGGAUUGGAAUAUAAUUGAUAUUAAUCCUUAG